AUGGAUUCCUCUCUGUUGCUGAAUGCAGCAACCAGUACUAAUGCUGGCACUUUCAGUCCUGGCGAAGGCUUGUCCUCUGUCGAGGUUGCGGUAAGGCUAAAACAAGAUGGUCCAAACGAGCUGGCACCGCCUCCGAGUGAGUCGUUCCUUCACAUUCUUGUACGGCAAGUCCAGAGUGUCUUCUUCCUGCUUACAGUUAUUGCAGCCUUCGUUUCGCAUCUGUGCGGGGAUUCCCCAAGAGCAGUGCUCCUGCUGUCCGUCGUGUGCACAGUGAGCCUGGCAAACACAUUCGGUGAGUACUCUGGCCAAGAUGCUGGAAAAGCUUUGAGAAGCAUGAUCGCUCCAGAGACUCUUUGCCUGCGAGAUGGGAAGCAGUCAAAGGUCGCGGCCUCCACGCUGGUCGCAGGAGAUGUGGUAUUCUUGCAAAUGGGUGAUGUUGUGCCUGCAGAUGCAGUGCUCCUGGAGGCUGUGGAUCUCAAAGUCAAUGAAUCCAUCCUGACAGGGGAGCCAGCAGACGUGAGCAAGACCAUUGAAGCAAGUAGUGAGAGCAUGCCGCUCCGCUCGAACAUGCUCUAUAGCGCGACAUCUGUGACCUCUGGGCGUGCAAAAGCGGAAGUGCUGUACACCGGAAUGCAGACACAGGUCGGACAGAUUGCCAAGCGACUACAGGAAGGAAAGAGUUGGACGGAGAAGAGUCCACUCCUCGUCUCCGUAAACUCUCUGGGCCGCAGAUUGAGCAUUGUAGUCAUCGGCGUCGUUGUUGGCGCUACCUUGUUGGCCAUCGCAACAAAGUACCAAGAUCCUGCAAACCCAUGUCCUGCGCAUGACUUCCACUGCGCCGUCAAGACCGCACUUCUCCGUGCCAUCGUGAUGUCCGUGGCCGUUGUACCGCAUGGUUUGCCAAUGGUGUUGACCAUCAUGCUCCGAGCAAGCUCCAGCCGAAUGGCUGCAAAAGGUGGUCAGGUCAUGAAAGUAUCAGCGGUCGACUACAUCUCUGCGACGACUGUAAUUUGCACAGACAAAACUGGUACUCUCACCGAAGGACGUAUGACAGCCACGACUUUGACAGGUUUCUGCCGGGAUGGUGCUGAAAGUGCUGCAGGCGGCACCAGUAAGGAAAGCACAUUGGCAUUCUAUCCUCUUCGAGGCUUUUCACCUAACGGUGGGUUGUUCGUAGCUUCUCAGCUCACGAACGAGCACAGAGAGCGAGUGGACGCUGUUUAUGAUGUACACGUGGAGCGUCAAGAUUUGGCGGUGGCGGGUAUUCCUGAUCUUGCCAACCAUGAAUGGUCAGAGGCAAGCAUGGAUCAGCUCAUGGCAAAAGCGCAUCUGGCAUGUGCCUUCUUAAGCUGCUACCAGACAUAUCUCUACCAAGACCCAGAAACCAGGCAGUGGGCGGUCAGCGGCAACAUGACAGAGGCUGCGCUGAAGGUGGCAGCCGCAAAGGGGGGCUUUAAGGACAGCAGCAGCUCUCUGCUGAAGUCACAUCGUCGGCUCCCGGAGUUAGACAUUCCAUUCACAUCAAAGCGUAAGUUGAUGGCCAGCAUUCACGAGCUGCCAGAGAAUCGCAAGUUGGAAAGCUUGAAGUUCCCACACGAUUGCUCCCACAUUGUCAUCAUCAAAGGCGCUCCUGAAAGGCUUUUGGACGUAGCCGGAACGGUCGCUAAAUUUGCAGCCGGAGCGUUGGAGAUCCCAGGUGAAACCCUCACAGUACAUGACAAAGAUGCGCUGCUCGCAGCAAACACAAGGCUGAGCAGCAAUGGUUUGCGCAGCUUGCUCCUUCUCGUGCGACCCUUGGUUCAGAGCGAGCUGGAAUCUCUCGCAGCGUUGCGUUCAGCAGACGAACGGCUCAGUCUCAUUCUGGAACCAUCCAGGGUAUGUCCGCUAAGUCUCUGGGGCAUUCAGGACCCCCCACGCGCAUGCGUCCCGCAAAGCAUUCGGGGCUGUCACGAGGCAGGGAUUCGUGUGAUUAUGGUAACGGGUGAUCAGCAGGGAACGGCCGCUGCCAUUGGGAGACAAAUCGGUUUGUUGCAAGCGGACGACGACGAAAGCUCUGUGACUGCAAAGUGUACUGACCUUCAUGAAGUCACCCCUCUGCCAACGGUGAACAAGCGGCGGCUAUCUCGACAGGCACAAGAAGUGGUGGAGACAGCCUUCCCAAGCAGUGACAGCAGCGGGUGGAACAAGAACGUUCCGCGGCAUGGCUCCAGAAGACUGUCUGUACAUGAUCAGCGCGGACCAAUGGACCAAGAACCCGAGUUCAAGUCUGAGGAGGAUCUGAUUCGCAUCACAUCAAGAGCCAAAUGCUUCGCGCGGGCGCAGCCUUCAGACAAAGUAGCCAUAGUUGCUGCACUCCGUGCAGCAGGACAUAUUGUAGCAAUGACAGGUGACGGUGUGAACGAUGCGCCGGCAUUGAAGGCUGCGGAUGUUGGGGUUGCGAUGGGGAUCUCUGGUACGUCCGUGGCCAAGAAUUCGAGCGACCUGAUUCUGUCGGACGACAACUUCUCAACAAUAUUGCUGGCCAUUCAGGAAGGAAGGCGCAUCUUCAGUAACACGCAGAAAUACAUAAUGGUGAACUUGAGCAUGAAGUUCGCCGAGGCCACCAGUUUGUUGCUAUCUCUCUUCUUGGGAGUUAUUCCUGUUAUAAGGCCGUCGGCACAGUUGCUGAACAUGAUUGUUACGCAUGGUGCCAGCACGCUUUGCCUGGCUUUUGAACCCGCAGAAGUGCACAGCACGAAAGUCCCACCAAGAGAAGUAAACGGCAUGCUCCUCACUCGACGCCAUGUCAUGUGGCGGAUGGUCCCGUUCAUCGUGUGUCUCCCGACGGUGGCCUAUAUUUCCCUGCUGCUUGGUACUUUCGGAGCUACGGGCUUUGUGCGAAAUCGAGACCUGCUUGGAGGUGCAGUCGCAUCUGAUUUGGCCAACGGUCAAGCAGCAUGUGAGCGUGCAGGCUGGGAAGACGAGACCGGUCAGCAUCAGGAAGACGCACGCCCCUUCCAUUGCCGAUGUGUGGUGUACUCCGACCCAUCCGCGUUACAAACUCAUGUUGUGGAGCAUUGGGGAACAACGCGACACGUAGCAUCAAUGGACAUGUCUCGGAAUGUGUGGGAUCUUUCAUUGGACAAUCACGACUGGGAGGGAAACGCCUCGAAUUUAGUCGGUCCGUGCAGGAAAAAUCCACACCUGUGGUGCUGGCACCUUAGUCUUCCCAGGUCUCAGCGGCCCGUCAUACCUCCUGGACUAGGCUGUGUGGAUUAUGGCAUGAGGAUUGGGCAGACCAUGUCUUUUGUCACCAUCAUGUUUGGCGAGGUCUUAAGCAUCAUGUGCUUCAGGACAGAACGAUUCAUUCUAAGAGCGCUUCUUGACAAUCCGUGGUACAACUUGACGCUGGUGUGCAAUGUUUUGGUGAUGUUUACGCUCAUUUAUAUGCCGGCUCUUGCAGAUGCCCUCCAGUUUGUUCCACUGACGCCGAGCAGACUCUCUGUUGCAAUCGCUUGCUCCGUCGUGCUGGCUGUUCUCCACGAGCUGGCCAAAGCAGGUUAUCGAGCUCGCCAAGAGCCAAUAAAUGCAGCUUUGCGGAAGAAGGCUUUGGUACUUUCUGGUGCCAGGCGAGCAAGCUUUCAGGAACAAGUCUAG
Symbiodinium sp. CCMP2456 is the source of this 3636-nucleotide messenger RNA. The record is from the annotation of a GenBank genome assembly. Lineage: Eukaryota; Dinophyceae; Suessiales; Symbiodiniaceae.